Hydra vulgaris (swiftwater hydra) is the source of this 1534-nucleotide messenger RNA. RefSeq lists its product as uncharacterized. Lineage: Eukaryota; Metazoa; Cnidaria; Hydrozoa; Anthoathecata; Hydridae. The record is from RefSeq and is a predicted model, not a curated record.
UUUUUUAUUUAUAUAUUAUUACUUAUUAGCGGAAAAUAUUAAUAUAACUAAUGUCUGCUGUUAAAUAAGUUAAUUAACAGAAAUAGGUGUGUUGUAAAAUAUACCGAACCUAUAAAUCACAUUUUUUAGUAUAAAGAUAGAGAAGCUGAUCCAAACCUGGAAACUGUUAAAAAAAACAAAGCAAGACAAACUUUAUCAGAGAUUGAAAAAAGGAUUAGGUUUUUAACUCAGAUGAAAAGUAUCUUUUGGAUUGCACCUGAGCUUGAUACUCUGGUUGCAAUUAUUAAAGCUGAUAGGAAACGAAAGGAUCAAGACAAGACUGAAGAUAUUGCAUUUUUAUUAGACCAAUUAGGAGAUAGAAAAACUAGAAUAGGUGGAAUCGAUACAAGGUACCUUUACUCUGUAAACAGGAGUUUAUCCAAAAUUAAAAGGAAAUCAAAUUUGCAUGAAACCAUGUCAGAGAGUGAAUUCAGCUCAAAUGGAUCGGAGAAAGAUGAAGGUAAUGAUGAUUUUUCAUACCCAGAUCCAGAGUUAAAGAAAAAAGUCAAAAAAACUAAUACUGUUAUGCUUCCAAAAGAUAUUCUCAAGAGAACUGCUGAUACUGCUGUUGGGGAAGGAAUAAGUCAUAGGCAGCAUGCUUCCAUGAUUAAUAGUAUAAUCGCGAAAUCGGGUGGAAAUGUAGUUGAAUUUAAAUCUUCAACCUCUACAGCAUUACGCGCUGCAGAUAAGGUCAUUCAUGAUGAAUCAAAGAGGAUCAAGGAUGAUUUAAGAAGUUUAAGAAAAAUCAAUAAGAACAUUUUAGUUCAACUCCAUUUUGAUGGAAAAGUAUGUCAUGAAUAUACUGAUGGGAAAAAAUUGGAACAAGAUCGAUUAGCAAUAUUAAUAAACGCUAACAAAGAAACGCACCUGUUGGGAAUUCCACCCAUUUCUUCUGGAACUGGCAAAAAUCAAAAAAAUGCAAUCAGAGAUAUCUUAAAUAGCUUUAACCUUACAGACAAUAUACAAGCUGUAACAUUUGAUACUAGCAGAAUCAACGCUGGAAAAAAAAAUGGAGCUGUUUCUUUACUGGUAAAUGAAGUCUUUCAACGACCAGUUCUAUCUAUUGCAUGCCGACAUCAUGUCAAUGAGCUACACAUAACACAUUUCUGGAAAAAUUAUCAAAGUAGCAUUACUUCUGGACCAGAUAAUCUGCUUUUUAAAACUUUAAAAUCAGCAUGGAGUGAUCUUGACGCAGACAACCAGGUUUUGAGAAGAUUGACUAUUCCAGAGGAAACAUGGCUUGGUCAUCAAAAGCAUGAAAGCAUAACGUUCUGCAGAAAUAUUAUCGCCAGUGGGUCUCUAAAAAAGGAUGGGGCUACAAGGAAGGACUACAUUGAGCUGGCAGAGCUUACACUUAUGGUGCUUUCUGAAGACAGGUAUAAAUUUCGUACUCCCGGAGCAGUCCACCAUGCCCGUUUUAUGGCAAAAGGUAAGGAAUUGUAGGUUCAUGAUAAAAAAAGGUUCAAGUUGCAAAAAAAAGGAAUUUGUUUUACAU